Messenger RNA from Arachis duranensis, 463 nucleotides. RefSeq names its product phenolic glucoside malonyltransferase 1-like. NCBI's taxonomy places the organism in Eukaryota, Viridiplantae, Streptophyta, Magnoliopsida, Fabales, Fabaceae. The coding region runs from base 46 to 396 and encodes 116 amino acids. The transcript has a single exon. The record is from RefSeq and is a predicted model, not a curated record.
UUAAUGGCAUUGUUGCAUUCAAGAGGAGCAAGCUAGUGGGGCAAAAUGGUAUUUUUGAAGCAGCUGUUGCUAUUGGGAGCAAAGUUAGAGAAUUGCAAUCUGAACCUUAUAAAUGUGCUGGAACAUUUAUGUCAAUUAAGUUUUAGUAAAUGGUCGCAUCGUAUGUUGGGAAUUGCAGGUUCUCCAAAGUUGGAUGUGUACGAGACUGAUUUUGGAUGGGGAAAACCCAAAUUGAGUGAAGUAGUUCAACUAGAUCCUCAGUUGAUGUCCCUCUCUGACUGUAGGGACAAAGAAGAUGGAAUAAUUGAAGUUGGUGUAGCACUUGGGAGGACUCAAAUCCAUAAAUUCAACACCAUUUUAGAAGAGCUUCUUGCAAACAUUGCAGUUUGUGACUAAUCAAGUGGCACAAUCUUAUUAUUAUUGGUGUUUUUAAUCCCUUUUGGUGGUCAUGAUUUAUUGUUAC